Culex pipiens pallens (northern house mosquito) is the source of this 2316-nucleotide messenger RNA. RefSeq names its product 1-acyl-sn-glycerol-3-phosphate acyltransferase alpha-like. The transcript has 3 exons. Gene Ontology annotation, molecular function: 1-acylglycerol-3-phosphate O-acyltransferase activity. Gene Ontology annotation, cellular component: membrane; endoplasmic reticulum. Lineage: Eukaryota; Metazoa; Arthropoda; Insecta; Diptera; Culicidae. The coding region runs from base 381 to 1397 and encodes 338 amino acids. Gene Ontology annotation, biological process: phosphatidic acid biosynthetic process. The record is from RefSeq and is a predicted model, not a curated record.
CCGGGUCGUCUGUCGGUAGCAGCAGCAGCAGCAGGCGAGCGUUUAUGUGCGUGCGUGGGAGGAGUAACCAAAGAGGAGAGCAUAAAUAAAUUCAUUCUACCGCAGUCGGUUGUGAGAAUCGAUGCUAGCAGGAGCAUCGCGACGCCUACCUCGUCGCCGUGUGCAGAACAGGGAAUUUAAAGUGCUACCGCCGCUGGUAGACAAAGUGUUUGGAAUAGUCUUGUAAAAUCAGCCUGCUGUGCUCGGGAGAUUGUGCUUUAAAAGUUUAAAACAGAUGAAUAUCCGUUAGAAGGGGUAGUUGGUUACAGUGUAAAGUGCACCUAAUUGGAUAAGCAGGCAGUGUUUUUUUGCGUCGCGACGGUUCGAUUUCCCAGGUCAAUAUGAUUGCCAGCUGGUACGAGAUCCUGCUCAUUUGUGGCAUCAUCCUGCUGCCCAUUUGCUAUGAAACGAGCCACAAAUUUCGAUACAACUUCAAGUUUUUCGUGUACUACUUUGCGGUCAUGAUAAACUCGUUGAUAUUGAUACCAGCGAUGCUUUUCCGGGCCAAGGAUGUACGAAAUCUGGUGUGGGCAGGAGCAUUUUGUCGCCACAUCUCGACGGUUCUCGGCCUGCGCUGGGAGCUUCGGGGAGCGGAAAUUUUGUCCCGUGACGAGGCCUACGUCAUCGUCUCCAACCACCAGAGUUCGCUGGACAUUUUGGGAAUGUUUGACUUUUGGCACGUGAUGCAAAAGUGCACCGUGAUAGCGAAGAAGGAGCUUCUGUACACUGGACCGUUCGGAGUGGCCGCCUGGCUUGCGGGACUGAUUUACAUCGACCGGAAGAACCCGGCCAAAGCGCACAGCGUCAUGAACGACUGCACCGACAUGCUGAAGGAAAAGCGCAUCAAGCUGUGGGUGUUCCCGGAGGGUACCCGGCGGAACACGAACGAAAUUCACGCGUUCAAAAAGGGCGCCUUCCACGUGGCCGUCAGCUCCCAGUUGCCAAUCAUGCCGGUGGUGUACAGCUCGUACAGCACCUUCCUCGACGACAAGGCCAAAAUCCUCAACAACGGGCACGUGAUCGUGACCACGCUGGAACCGAUCGAGACGAAGGGCCUCACGACCGAGGACAUUCCGGCGCUGAUGGAGCGCGUGCGGAACGUGAUGAUCGAAACGUUCAAGGCCACCUCGAAGGAGAUCGAAGUCAAGUACGGCGUGAAUGGGAACGGGCUCGCGACCACCCUCAACAGUGGCGGAAAGGGACGGUUCCGGUAUCUGGAUGAGUUGAUCAAGCCGAAGCUUGGAGGUGGAGGCGUAGCAGGAGGGGAUGCCGGGUCGCCUCUGGUCAGCAAUGGGUCGUCGGUAAAGCAGAUGGUGCCACCAUUGGUACCGGACGGCGUUCACCGGCGUAAGGAUUAAGGAUCUUGUGCUGCCACAUUCUGGGUUCUCUCUGCGAGUGGAACCACGCAGCUGGCAUAAUCGACGGCAAACCCACACUAGUGAGAACAUGAAACCAUGUUUUUCUAACUUUUUUGUAUUUAUUAGUAGUCGUUUGUUUUUUUUUGAGCUAAAGACGCUUAUAUCCAAUGUAUUAUUCUAGUAUUUUUUUAACUUUAGGUUUUUGGUUUUGUUUAACAAUAAAAACAAAGAGUCAUUUAUCAGAAGGCAAUCAUCAAUGCAACCGAAAAAGCACUUAAUGACGACAACCAACACAUGUUUGACUAAACCUCGAAAGUAAAUAUUACCACUGGAAGCUGUAAUUAAGCAAGUCAUUAGACGUAAUCAGGUGCAAACAUAAGCAGGUCCUGCUCGAAACAGAUGAAUGAUACUUCUUUGUUGAGAAACAUAGCGUCUCGUAGCUGAGUGCAGUGCAAUCCGAAAUCACUGCGGUUUCUUUACAUUCACAGCAGAAUUAACUAAAUUAGUAAUGUUUAUUUAUGUGUUUUGUUGUGUACAUAAGUAUAAAUUCGUGUGAAUUAUUUUAUACUGAAGAACAAAUCUUAUGAUAACCAAAUUAAAGCAAGGAGGCAUUUUAACAGAAUUUUCAGACAACUAGUUCAUAGGAAGCAAACACAUCCACACACAUAAAUCGACAGACUUAUGAACCUUCAACGAAAGUAUAGGGACAAAAUUAAUACGAGUCCGUAUUGCGUCGCCAUUAUAGUUUCGAAAUGUGAUCACAGUGCAGUAUGGAGUCUAAUUUUGCCUGAUAAAAUAUCUUCACUGUUCUGUCAUAGAUACAAUGUAUAAAUAUAGGGAAGUGCGUCGUGGAAUGCGUACCCCCGCAAAAGUGUUAGUUUUCAAAGUUCAAUCAACAAUAAAGUAAAAUCUAAAAUUC